AUGCAAAUCCGCCCGUUCCCCGCCCCUCCUUCCUAUCCUCCCCAUUCUCACCUCCUUCCCUAUCCUCCCCAUCCUCACCUCCUUCCCUAUCCUCCCCAUUCUCACCUCCUUCCCUAUCCUCCCCAUCCUCACCUCCUUCCUGAUCCUCCCCAUCCUCUCCUCCUUCCCAUCCUCCCCAUCCUCUCCUCCUUCCCAUCCUCCCCAUCCUCUCCUCCUUCCCCAUCCUCCCCAUCCUCUCCUCCUUCCCUAUCCUCCCCAUUCUCACCUCCUUCCCAUCCUCCCCAUCCUCACCUCCUUCCCAUCCUCCCCAUCCUCUCCUCCUUCCCAUCCUCCCCAUCCUCACCUCCUUCCCCAUCCUCCCCAUCCUCUCCUCCUUCCCCAUCCUCCCCAUCCUCUCCUCCUUCCCAUCCUCCCCAUCCUCUCCUCCUUCCCUAUCCUCCCCAUUCUCACCUCCUUCCCAUCCUCCCCAUCCUCUCCUCCUUCCCAUCCUCCCCAUCCUCUCCUCCUUCCCAUCCUCCCCAUCCUCACCUCCUUCCCCAUCCUCCCCAUCCUCUCCUCCUUCCCCAUCCUCCCCAUCCUCUCCUCCUUCCCAUCCUCCCCAUCCUCACCUCCUUCCCUAUCCUCCCCAUUCUCACCUCCUUCCCUAUCCUCCCCAUUCUCACCUCCUUCCCUAUCCUCCCCAUCCUCUCCUCCUUCCCAUCCUCCCCAUCCUCUCCUCCUUCCCCAUCCUCCCCAUCCUCUCCUCCUUCCCAUCCUCCCCAUCCUCUCCUCCUUCCCUAUCCUCCCCAUCCUCUCCUCCUUCCCAUCCUCCCCAUCCUCUCCUCCUUCCCCAUCCUCCCCAUCCUCUCCUCCUUCCCAUCCUCCCCAUCCUCUCCUCCUUCCCUAUCCUCCCCAUCCUCUCCUCCUUCCCCAUCCUCCCCAUCCUCUCCUCCUUCCCCAUCCUCCCCAGCCUCUCCUCCUUCCCAUCCUCCCCAUCCUCUCCUCCUUCCCUAUCCUCCCCAUCCUCUCCUCCUUCCCCAUCCUCCCCAUCCUCUUCUCCUUCCCAUCAUCCCCAUCCUCUCCUCCUUCCCUAUCCUCCCCAUCCUCUCCUCCUUCCCCAUCCUCCCCAUCCUCUCCUCCUUCCCCAUCCUCCCCAUCCUCUCCUCCUUCCCAUCCUCCCCAUCCUCUCCUCCUUCCCUAUCCUCCCCACGCUCCUCAUCCCUCCCUAUGCUCUCUAUUCUUCUCAAUCCGCCCAUUCUUGACUGCCAUCCCUCGUUCAGAGCUCCUCAUAUCCCGUGCUACCCUUCCCUUCGUGUCUCCCCCCUUAUCCUCCUUUCCCAAUCCCCUCUCUUCCUCCCCACGCCCCCGUUCCCCCAAUCCCAGCGAGCCUCAUCAGGCCACUACAUGUUCCACGCCAUUGCCCCCAUCGCCCCCGGUGCCGACCUCCUCACACACUACGGCGUACGCUCCUCCCACUCCUUCCUCCUCUCCUACGGCUUCUCCCCCCAUCCCAACUCCUUAGACUCCCUCCCCCUCUUCCGCUCCUCUUCUGACCUGCUUGAGUUCUUCGCGGAGCAUUAUUUCCCCGGGGAUUUUGGGGAGGAGGAUGGGGAGGUGGCGAGGGGGGUGAUGGGGGAGGUGGAGGAGAGUGUGAAGAGUGUGGGGAGGGUGGUGAGGGUGCUGAUUGGGGCUGUAGAGGAUGGAGGUGGGGAGGGGGUGGGGGAGAGUGGGGAUGAGUGUGAGGGGAAGGGUGAGGAGGAGCGGAAGGGGAAGAUUGAUGGGGAGAUUGAGGGGGGAAUUGAAGGGGAGAGGAAGAAGGAGACUACUAGACGAAUUGAUGGGGGAAACGGUGGGUGUAGCAGUGGGGAGAGAAGGGAGAGGGUGACCAUUUGUGAGGGGGGCGUGGAUGGAGAAGAGGAGGAGUUGGUGCAGAUCGCAGCAUCAGAGAGAUCACCAGCAACCGCCACAGUGUACCUGCAGUACGGGACGAGUCUGUACGGGCCAGAGUACAGCUUUGAGGCGGAGCAGGGGUAUGCGGUGUGGCCGCAUGGGCAUGUGGACCCUCGCAUCAUGGCGUCCUUUGCUGCUCUCUGGCACCUCUUUGUCUAUGGCCGCGAGCCCCGGCACCACCCUAUAGCCUGUGCCAGCGUUCUGUACUGCUGGGGCAUCUCCCACCCGGCAUUGCACCCCCUGCGCCCCCGCCUCUUCCCCCGCCUGCUUGCAUGCCUGAAAGCUGCUCUGGAUGGCAUACACGCGCGUUGUUGUGCUGUUAUUGAUGGGUUUGGAAGCCGGUUGGAGGAGGAUGAGGAGGAACUGGCAGGCUUGUUGGCGAGAGAGAGGAGGGGGUUGACAAAGAGGGUGGGGAAGAGGAAGAAUGUGAGGAGGGUUGUGGAGGGAGGAGGAAGGGAGGGUCCCGGAGAAGGGGAGGACGGUCGGAGGGAGGAAAUUAUUGAGAUUCAAGAGAAUGAGGGGAGUAAGGAAAGCGAGGAAAGUGAGAGUGAGGAGAGUGUGGAGGACGGAGGGGACAGGAAAGGGGGCAUAGCGGAGAGGGAGGCAAGGGAGAGGGAGGUGGUGUUGCAGUAUCGGAUAGGGAGGAAGAGGCUGGUGGGGGUAUUGGAGAGGAGACUGAGGAGGUCGCUUACAGGGGGGUUGAAGGGGAUGGGGGGAGGAGAGUUGGAAGAGAGGGCAGUCAUGGGGAGGUUGAUGGAAGGAAGCACCAUGUGGUAG
This is a messenger RNA of Closterium sp. NIES-65, 2706 nucleotides long. The record is from the annotation of a GenBank genome assembly. NCBI's taxonomy places the organism in Eukaryota, Viridiplantae, Streptophyta, Zygnematophyceae, Desmidiales, Closteriaceae.